This is a messenger RNA of Linum tenue, 846 nucleotides long. The record is from the annotation of a GenBank genome assembly. NCBI's taxonomy places the organism in Eukaryota, Viridiplantae, Streptophyta, Magnoliopsida, Malpighiales, Linaceae.
ACGUAACCCUUUCUUUCUUCCUCUUCGCCAUCGUCGUCACCAUAUAUAACCGCUUCUACCCGCCAGAAACCAGAAAAGAAAAUCAACCGGAGAAUGUGCAGCAGCGGCCAGAUUUCGGAGUCGGAACAGCUGCAGCUUCUCGAGAAGCUGGAAGUUGUGAGGAUCAGCGGCCGAGAUAAACGCGGCCGCAAGGUCCUACGGAUUAUCGGCAGAUAUUUUCCUUCACGAUUGGUGACCGCUGAGGCGCUAAAGAAGUAUCUGGAGGUGAAGAUCUUCCCUAAGCUCAGCAGGAAGCCUUUCACGGUGGUUUACCUCCACACCGGGGUUCAGAGGUCGGAUAACUUCCCCGGAAUAUCUGCUCUCCGAUCGGUCUACGACGCCAUACCGGCCAAUGUCAAGGACAAUCUGCAGGCCGUUUACUUUGUCCAUCCAGGCCUUCAGGCUAGGCUCUUCCUGGCCACCUUCGGCCGUUUCCUCUUCUCCGGCGGGUUGUACGGGAAGCUUAAAUACAUAAGCCGCCUUGAUUAUCUGUGGGAGCACAUCAGGAGGCACGAGGUGGAGAUUCCAGAGUUCGUCACCGAUCACGACGAGGAUUUGGAGGAUCGUCCGAUGAUGGACUACGGAAUCGAGAGCGAUCAUCCCAGGGCUCACAUUGGCAGGACGGCCAUCAUGGACUCCCCUGUCUCCACCUACUCCAUGAGGUGUAUCUCGUAGCCGGCCGAGCUCUUCGGAAAAUUUUCUGUUUGUUUUUGUUUUGGAGUUCUAGGAAAGGACGAGAACUCCAAGCAUUGUAAAUAUUAUCUUUAGAAAAGCAGUGAACAACCAAAGUUCGAAAGAACAAAGUUC